Molecule: messenger RNA, 702 nt
Organism: Acanthoscelides obtectus
Lineage: Eukaryota; Metazoa; Arthropoda; Insecta; Coleoptera; Chrysomelidae
Source: the annotation of a GenBank genome assembly
AUGAACAAUGAAGAAUUUUUGGAAAGGCUGAUGGAAAUUACGGAAGAGAGCAGUAGAAGGGUAAUCGAAGAAGCAAAUUCAAAACAGUCUACUGAAAUCAAAGAAUACAUAAAAAGCGAGAUUGACUCACUUUCGGUACAACUAAACGAUAAACUUAAUCAGAAAAUUUCUGAAAUUGAAGAGAAGUAUAAUGAACUGAAAGUCCAGUAUGAAAAACUGCAAAAAGAGCUUAAAAAGAACAACUUGAUAGUGUUUGGUUUGAAUGCUCCAAGUGAUUGUAACUUGAUUAGCUUUGUUAUUGGCAAAAUCAACAGCCUACUCGAGCUAUCGUUGGUUACCAGCGAUAUCAACGAUGUUUAUACCAUAGGGAAGCAAACCAGUAACAAACCCAUAAUCCUGAAACUUGUGUCAUACCUAAAGAAAAAAGAAAUCCUUAGGAACUGCAAAAAAUUAAAAGGUACAAACAUCGCUAUUGGUGUUGAACUCACUCCUGAAGAGCAAAAGGAACAAACAAUUUUGCGUCAGCAACUCAAGAAAGCAAGGAAACAAAAUCAAAAUGCAUUUAUAAAAAACAGAAAGCUAGUCGUGAAUGGUAGAGAAUUUACAGCCCACGAACUGAUUGCUGAUGAAAAAAGUUCAGACGAGGAAGAAGAAAUUGAAACAGGUCUUCACUGUAGGUCAGAAAGCUGGUGCAGAUGUUAA